Messenger RNA from Pomacea canaliculata, 2014 nucleotides. RefSeq names its product nuclear hormone receptor family member nhr-8-like. NCBI's taxonomy places the organism in Eukaryota, Metazoa, Mollusca, Gastropoda, Architaenioglossa, Ampullariidae. The transcript has 5 exons. The record is from RefSeq and is a predicted model, not a curated record. The coding region runs from base 68 to 1603 and encodes 511 amino acids. Gene Ontology annotation, molecular function: nuclear receptor activity; zinc ion binding; RNA polymerase II cis-regulatory region sequence-specific DNA binding. Gene Ontology annotation, biological process: negative regulation of transcription by RNA polymerase II; cell differentiation; positive regulation of transcription by RNA polymerase II.
AGCCUCUGUUCGCAGACGACAGUUCUACAGUCGACGUUCAGAUCUACAAAGCCAUCAUUACUAUGUCAUGGAGGAAACCGACGGGGUGCCUGAGGCAAACACUAAGGACACUCCUCCCAAGACCGAAAACAUCGAAAUGGAAGCCACAACCACUACGACAACGACCGUUAGAAAGAAGCGCCCCCUGGAGGACAAAAUCUGUCGGGUGUGUGGCGACAAAGCGGUGGCUCACAACUUUGAUGUGAUCACCUGCGAGUCUUGUAAGGCAUUCUUCCGUCGGAACGCUUUUAAACGCGACGAGCUCCGAGAAUGUGCGUUUCAAAGGUCUUGCCCAAUCAACGUGCGGACCCGACGUUUCUGUUCUGCUUGUCGCCUGAAGAAGUGUUUCGAUAUUGGCAUGCGCGCCGACAUGAUACUAGAUGACAGCAGGAGACAACUCCGAAUGGACAAGCGAGGCAAGAGAAGAAACAGACGGGACGGAUCUUCUGUGGGGGGAGUCACUUCUGGCGACAGUCCUCUCUCUGGUGAUGAUUACCAUCGCCAUGAGGCUUUCGCCGAGCAGGAGAACGACCACGCCAUCAGCAGCCCUCGGAACGGCAACCACAGCAACGGCCGCAACACCGCCGCUACCGAGACGCUCAACGCUCACAGCAUCAACAGCAUUAACAGCAGCAGCCUCAACACCACGGACUGCAGCUAUCAUCACUUCUCCCCCGGCACCGACAUGACCAGUCCCUUGAAGCCCUCUCCGAGUGGCAACCCGAUGGUGAGCCAGCAGGUGACGCCAGCAACAGCAGCCGCAGGGCACGGCACGUGGCAUAUACCCUCGUCCCCGCCAGCCAAAGAGUUCCAGCCCGUCCCCUCCCACCUCUUGCCCUCUGACCCACACAUGUACUGGCGGCUGACAGGGGAGGAGCGUGGCCUGCUGACGCACAUCUCUGCCACCUACCAGAACACCAUCUUGCGUUUGCCGCAACAAGGGGGCGCUGCCGAGCGGACGGAACGCGCCGUCAACAACAUCACGUUGGAGGACCUGCUGGGUCGCUGUGACGUCUGCGCCCACAAUGUCGUCAAGCUGAUGAAGGGCCUGGGCGACUACCGGAAGCUGCAGAUAGAAGACCAGCUGGCUGCUCUGAAAGCCUGCGCCAUGGGGACCCUCAUCCUCAAGGGCGCUGCCUGCUUCGUGGUAGAGCGCGAUGCCUGGAUCAAGGCGUACGGGGAACUUCCGGUCUCCUUCUUCGUGAGGGUCACAGGUCACGAGAAACUCAUCCGUCAGCACGCGGAGUUCUGUCGCUCGCUGAAGAUCCUGCUGAAGAAUGAUGUCACUAUGUAUGCGCUGCUGCAGUGCGUCAUGCUCUUUGACCCCCGCGAACCCAACAUCGCCGACCGACAGCUGGUCAACUCCAUGCGAGACAAGUACCUGCAGCUACUCAAGCACUACCUGGAGUCGCAGGUCUCCUACACCUACGCGGAUGCCUACCUGCAGUUUCUGCGCGAGAAGCUGGCCGAUCUAAAGGUUCUGGCUGAGAAGAUGACACUGAUGUUCAAGGAGUGGACGGCCCUCAUCCAGCCUCUCAUGAUCGAGGUCUUGAGCCUGGCCUAGUAACACUACUCACCAAAGUUUUGGAUGUCUUCCCAAACGGUUAUACAAACAAUUGGUUGCCGGCUGUUCUUGUUUUCGGUGUUAAUGACCAGGUUGAAUCCCACUUCUCAAUCUUUCACAUUUGAAGCCAGUAAAACUCAUUUCAAAAGUGACAGAUAGGAGUUGGUUAGAUAGUUUACUUAUUCCCUUGAACACCUGUCUCCAGUAGCAAAUUGAAGCAUAUAGGUAAUUGUUGGUUAUAUUUGGUUGUUAAGUGAGUGGAGACGGUCGUUCCUGUAGGUCAAGGACUUCUGGAAUCUUUCAUACCAUUGCUCAGUUAGAUUCUAGUGAUAUUGAAAGAAAAUUAAAUGACAGUUUAAAAGUAAGUGCUGGUGUGUUGUUAUGGCUCCCAAUAAAAUGAAUUAAAAUCCC